Procambarus clarkii (red swamp crayfish) is the source of this 618-nucleotide messenger RNA. The record is from RefSeq and is a predicted model, not a curated record. NCBI's taxonomy places the organism in Eukaryota, Metazoa, Arthropoda, Malacostraca, Decapoda, Cambaridae.
AUGGCCGCUCUGCGUAUUAGUGGCUUGAUAUAUUGUACUUAUCUUACCUUCAAGUUCACCACUGUUCAUGUAUCACAUGAGGUCGACGCUGGUACUUCACCUCUGGAGGUCGACGCUGGUACUUCACCUCUGGAGGUCGACGCUGGUACUUCACCUCUGGAGGUCGACGCUGGUACUUCACCUCUGGAGGUCAACGCUGGUACUUCACUUCUGGAGGUCGACGCUGGUACUUCACCUCAGGAGGUCGACGCUGGUACUUCACCUCUGGAGGUCGACGCUGGUACUUCACCUCUGGAGGUCGACGCUGGUACUUCACCUCUGGAGGUCGACGCUGGUACUUCACCUCUGGAGGUCGACGCUGGUACUUCACCUCUGGAGGUCGACGCUGGUACUUCACCUCAGGAGGUCGACGCUGGUACUUCACCUCUGGAGGUCGACGCUGGUACUUCACCUCUGGAGGUCAACGCUGGUACUUCACUUCUGGAGGUCGACGCUGGUACUUCACCUCUGGAGGUCGACGCUGGUACUUCACCUCAGGAGGUCGACGCUGGUACUUCACCUCAGGAGGUCGACGCUGGUACUUCACCUCUGGAGGUCGACGCUGUCACUUGGUGGUAA